Messenger RNA from Megalops cyprinoides (Indo-Pacific tarpon), 3487 nucleotides. It is a transcript of the gene ap3b1a, whose product is annotated as adaptor related protein complex 3 subunit beta 1a. The transcript has 27 exons. The coding region runs from base 143 to 3466 and encodes 1107 amino acids. The record is from RefSeq and is a predicted model, not a curated record. Lineage: Eukaryota; Metazoa; Chordata; Actinopteri; Elopiformes; Megalopidae. Gene Ontology annotation, biological process: anterograde synaptic vesicle transport; vesicle-mediated transport; intracellular protein transport. Gene Ontology annotation, cellular component: AP-3 adaptor complex; membrane coat; clathrin adaptor complex.
GAAAAAAGUUACACGUUUGAUGAAAAGUUCUGUUUUUGUUUUGCAUUGUCGCGCAUCCGUUUUCCGCCGUAAAAUAUAGGAUUUGGGUUCCGAAAACGAUCAGACGGCACAAUUUACUCGCGGUGCGCUCACGAAAAGGCAGAUGUUGAGCAUGUCGACGAACAGCUUGUCGUAUAAUGACCAAGGAGGAGCGGAGUCUGCUGUUGAAGUUGGGCAGGAGACCACUCCGACCUCCUCCAGCACCAUUACCUCCGGGAUGGGAUUAGGCCUUUUCAGCAGUGAUUUUAAAAAGAAUGAUGACCUCAAAGAAAUGUUGGAAAGCAACAAGGAAUCCCUCAAACUGGAGGCGAUGAAAAGGAUCGUUGGGUUGAUUGCCAAAGGCAAGAACGCAUCGGAGCUCUUCCCGGCGGUGGUGAAGAACGUCGCAAGUAAAAACAUCGAGCUGAAGAAGCUGGUCUACGUCUACCUCGUCAGAUAUGCCGAGGAGCAGCAAGACCUGGCCCUCCUGUCAAUCAGCACCUUCCAGCGCGCCCUUAAGGAUCCGAACCAGCUGAUCCGGGCCAGCGCCCUGAGAGUUCUGUCCAGCAUCCGGGUGCCCAUUAUCGUUCCCAUCAUGAUGCUGGCCAUCAAGGAGGCCGCCACGGACCUGUCCCCAUACGUCAGGAAAACCGCCGCUCACGCAAUCCAGAAACUUUACAGUCUUGAACCGGACCAAAAAGAACAUUUAAUUGAAGUGAUUGAGAAACUCCUGAAGGACAAAAGCACUCUGGUGGCCGGGAGCGUGGUCAUGGCGUUCGAGGAGGUGUGCCCUGACCGCAUCGACCUGAUCCACAAGAACUACCGCAAGCUCUGCAACCUGCUGGUGGACGUGGAGGAGUGGGGCCAGGUGGUCAUCAUCAACAUGCUGACCCGCUACGCCCGGACACAGUUCCUCAGCCCGUGGAAGGAGGAUGGCCUUUUUGACGAGAACAGCGAGAAGGCCUUCUACGACUCUGACGAGGAGAAGAAGGAAAAGGCCGAAUCCAAGCCCUAUGUGAUGGACCCAGACCACCGCCUCCUCCUGAGAAACACUAAGCCUCUGCUGCAGAGCAGGAACACAGCCGUGGUGAUGGCGGUGGCCCAGCUGUAUUGGCACCUGGCCCCGAAGCAUGAAGUGAGCAUCGUAACCAAGUCAUUAGUGCGACUGCUGCGGAGCCACAGAGAGGUGCAGUAUAUUGUGUUGCAGAACAUCGCUACCAUGUCCAUCCAGAGAAAGGGCAUGUUUGAGCCAUACCUGAAAAGCUUCUAUGUGAGAUCUACAGAUGCCACUCACAUCAAGACCUUGAAGCUGGAGAUCCUGACCAACCUGGCCAAUGAGGCGAACAUCUCCACCAUCCUGCGGGAGUUCCAGACAUACGUCAAAAGCCAGGACAAAGCCUUCGCCGCUGCCACCAUCCAGGCCAUUGGAAGAUGCGCAACAAACAUCUCUGAAGUUACAGACACCUGCCUCAAUGGGCUGGUGCUGCUGCUGUCCAACAGAGAUGAGAUAGUGGUUGCAGAGAGCGUGGUGGUGAUCAAGAAGCUGCUCCAGACCCAGCCCUCCCAGCACAGCGAGAUCAUCAAACACAUGGCCAAGCUGUUUGACAACAUCACCGUGCCCAUGGCCAGAGCCAGCAUCCUGUGGCUGAUUGGAGAGUACUGCGAGCGGGUCCCCAAGAUCGCCCCCGACGUCCUGCGGAAGAUGGCCAAGACCUUCACCUCCGAGGAGGACAUAGUGAAGCUGCAGACGGUCAACCUGGCCGCCAAACUGUACCUCACCAACUCCAAGCAGACGAAACUGCUUACACAGUACAUAUUGAAUCUGGGCAAGUACGAUCAGAACUACGACAUCAGGGACCGCACUAGGUUUAUCAGGCAGCUCAUCGUCCCCAACGAGAAGAGCGGGGCGCUCAGCAAGUAUGCCAAGAGGAUCCUCCUGGCCCCCAAGCCGGCCCCAGUGCUUGAGUCGUCCUUCAAAGACAGGGAUCGCUUCCAGCUGGGCACCCUCUCCCACACCCUCAACACGAAGGCCACCGGCUACCUGGAGCUGUCCGACUGGCCCACGGAGGCCCCCGACCAGUCCGUGAGGAACGUGGAGGUUAUUGAGCCGGUGAAAGAGUGGGCCAAACCUCUGGGGAAGGGGAAGCCUGCCAAGUCCGAAGAUAAGUUCUACUCGGACUCGGGGGAAGAGGAGGAGGAGGAAGAAGAGGAAGAGGGCUCUGGAAGCAGCAGUGGCAGCGAGGACAGUAGCAGCAGCAGCAGCAGCAGCAGCAGUGAAGAGGAGUCUGGAAGCGAGGAGGGGAAGAGCAGCAGUAAGGACAGCAAAAGCAGUGAGGACUCGGAUAAGAGCUCCAGCCACUCGGCCUCCAACAAGAAGAAACGGCUCCAGAAGAAGAAGGCCAGCCUUGGGUCCAAAGACAGCGAGUCCGACGCCGAUGAGAAGGGGAAAGGGCCGAAGGCCAAGGCGGGCAGCGAGUCCUCACAGUCCCAGGCCAGCUCCUCGGUCGACGGCUCCUCCAGCUCAGAGUCCGGAUCGGAAGCAGACACCGAUUCCGACUCGGGAACCGAACAGAAAAAGAAGCAGAGGCCAAAGCCCAAGGUGGAAGAAAAAGCAAAAAAAGAAGUUUCCUUGUUGGAUCUUGAUGACUUUGCCCCAGUCCCUACGACCAAGUCCUCUGUUCUGUCUCCAAGCCUCCUGAGUGAUCUGGAGGGGCUGUCUCUUUCCAGUGCCUCUUCAACCAUCCAGGUCAGCAGUCCGACGUUCGUCCCCGCGAAGUCCCACGAGCUGCUCCACAGGAUGAGCGGGAAGGGGCUGGCGGCUCAGUACCACUUCCCCCGGCAGCCCUGCAUCUACAGCCCCAGCAUGGUGUCCGUGCAGCUCACCCUCACCAACGGCGGCGACCACAAGCUGGAGGACGUCCACAUAGGGGACAGCAGCCCGCCCGGUCUCAGCAUCCACCGCUUCAGCAACAUAGAGUGUCUGGAGCCGGGAGCGUCCAUCACCGUCUCCAUGGGAAUUGACUUCAAUGAUUCCACUCAAGCAGCAAACUUUCAGCUUUGCACAAAGAAUGAUCAGUUCAGUGUGUCCAUCCAGCCGGCGGUGGGAGAGCUGUUUCUACCAGUCACCAUGACGGAGCAGGACUUUCUCAAAGAGCAAGGAAAACUGACGGGGAUGAACGAGAGCUCAGCAAACAUCACUGUGUCAGCAGAGAGCGCCUCUAGUCCCAUCAGUAGGAAGGUGGUCACCGUGGCAAACAUGGGCGUGGUCCCGUCUGGCCAGGAUAGUAUCCACAGGUUCGCCGCCAAGACGACCAGCGGCGGAGCCCUGGUGCUGGCCACGGUGGAGCUGAAGGAGGGCGCGGCGGCGCGCCUCACGGUCAACACGGAGAAGACGGUGGUGGGCUCCAUGCUGCUGCGCGAGCUGAGCACGGCCCUGUCCCAGGGGUAGAGUGCCCCCCAGCGCCCCCCC